AUGGGUGAAGGCCCUAUGCUUCGCAUGCUUGAGCUCGGCGCCUGUCGCGAGUAUUAUGCACUUCAUGACCCCGACUCGAUUGACAGUCAUGGCAACGUCCCGGAACGUCUCUGCAAAUUAUCCGUCAUCCAGAGUAGGGUGGCCAGGGUGCGAAGCCUCCUGGCCUUCCUCGAGGCAGUGCCCGGUUUGCUGCUAGCCGUGCCGUACGGCAUUGUGGCAGAUACGCACGGGCGAGGUCUGGUGGUUGGCUUGUGCCUCGCCGGCUUUCUGAUCAGGGACACAUGGGUCUUUAUCUGCCUCUACUUUUACAAAGUGUUUCCUUUGAACGCCGUGUAUUUGGCGCCAAUGACUGCUAUCCUUGGUGGCGGGUCAACUGUCACCGGCCCUAUGCUCUUCGCCAUGAUAGCUGCGUCAACAGCCAGAGAAUCAAGAGCACAUGCCUUUUUCAUGAUACAGGUAUGUCUGCUUGCACUCGAGUCUAUAUCACCGCCGCUCGGGUCGCUCCUCAUGGAAACCGUUGGACCGUAUUAUGCUUGGCUUGCGGGUAUUCCAUUGGGUCUUUUGGGCUUUGCCUGCCUAUCAUUCUUACCGCGUAACAAAAUUUCUGCAAUCACAGAAUGUGAGCCAUGCGCGCCAGAAGAUGCGGAGCACUCGGCGUCGUCGACGACUAUGUAUGACCGCUCAAAAGAGAGAGUCACUGCGCUCGCGUAUCACUUGAGACAUGACAUACCCAGGCUAUUUCAUAGCAAAUCCCUCUUUGUUGGUUUGCUGGCAAUGUUCACCGCCAAAAUGGCUCGGCCUAUCAAGGACCUAUUGUCACAGUUUAUGACGGCAAAGUUCGAGUGGCCAAUUAGCCAAGCUAACUUGCUCAUAUCCGUUCACGCCGCAGCUCAAUUACCGUGGUUUAUUGCUGUUCUUCCGACUGCCAAUGCCUGGUUGCUUCGUUGGCAGGGAGACGCCGUCAAAGCAAACCAUGUCCUCGCGACUGUGUUGGUGCUCCUUUUACUGCUCGGAUUGGCCCAUGAGCAGUGCUGA
This is a messenger RNA of Cordyceps militaris CM01, 1035 nucleotides long. Its product is annotated as MFS transporter, putative. The record is from RefSeq and is a predicted model, not a curated record. Gene Ontology annotation, biological process: transmembrane transport. Gene Ontology annotation, molecular function: transmembrane transporter activity. Gene Ontology annotation, cellular component: membrane. The transcript is spliced from 4 exons. The coding region runs from base 1 to 1035 and encodes 344 amino acids. Lineage: Eukaryota; Fungi; Ascomycota; Sordariomycetes; Hypocreales; Cordycipitaceae.